Penicillium soppii is the source of this 1566-nucleotide messenger RNA. RefSeq names its product histidine phosphatase family protein. The transcript has 3 exons. Lineage: Eukaryota; Fungi; Ascomycota; Eurotiomycetes; Eurotiales; Aspergillaceae. Gene Ontology annotation, molecular function: acid phosphatase activity. The record is from RefSeq and is a predicted model, not a curated record. Bases 1 to 1566 code for a protein of 521 amino acids.
AUGAAGUACUUCUUAGGAGUCACGCUGGUGACAGCUGCUGCUACAGUCACAGCGACCACCACAUCUGCUCCGGCAUCUGGGCCAACCGGAUCCAGCUAUGAAUCUGGCUUUGACAUGACCAAGAGAUGGGCCAAUCUGAGCCCCUAUAAAGACGCAGAUAGCUUCGGUAUUCCCAAGGGCGUGCCUCAAGGAUGUGAAUUGUCUCAGGUGCAUGUUCUGCAUCGCCAUGCGCAGCGGUUCCCCACCGAUUACCCGCUGGACGGCGAGGGAAUGACCGACUUCGCGGCCAAGUUGACCAAUUACACCAAGUCAAACUCAAACAAAACCGUGGCUGUAGGUCCUUUGAAGUUCCUGAACAACUGGGAAUACGUCAUUGGAGAGGACACUCUCAUGGAGAACGGUGCUGCCACUGAAGCUACGUCCGGUGCCAACUUUUGGAUCAAGUACGGAAGACUCCUGUACCGUGCUGGACGUGAGAAUGUCGCAGCUUGGAGCUCGUCUCUCAAUGUUUACUCCAACGGUACCGACCGCCCAAAGCCUGUAUUCCGUACCACCUCUCAGGGCCGUAUCUUGGAAAGUGCUCGCUGGUGGCUAACCGGCUUCUUUGGUAAUAGUGGAGCCAACAGUUCUUACGAUCAAUAUGACCUUGUCGUCAUUCCCGAGAAGGCCAAUUUCAAUAACACCCUCGCUUCUUAUGAAGCAUGCACGGGUGACAUGACUGAAGGUGACAAUGCUGCUGAGAUUUUCAUCUCUCGGUACACCAAGAAUGCUCGCUCCCGUCUCUCCGCGUACUUCCCUCCCGACUUCAACCUGACUGCCAUGGACGUACUCGCCAUGCAGAACCUCUGCGUGUAUGAGUACACCAGUCUUGGCGGCUCUGCCUUCUGCUCCCUCUUCACCGAGCAAGAGUGGAAGGACUUCGAGUACAACGUCGACGUGCAAUACUACGGGGACUAUGCCUACGGCUCUCCCACCGGUCGCGCCCAGGGCAUUGGCUACGUUCUCGAACUUGCAGCUCGUCUUGAGAAGAAGCUCAUCACCUCAAGCGACACCAGCAUCAACUACACCUACACCGACAACACGGCCCAGUUUCCAUUUGGUCAGCCCUUCUACAUGGACAUGUCCCACGAUGACAUCAUCCUGUCUGUGAUCAACGCUCUCGGUCUCAAAUACUUCAAAUACGGCCCUAAGGGCUUACCCGUUCAUAUUGACCAUGCGCCCGAGCGGACUUUCUCUCUCAGCCAGAUGACUCCCUUCGGUGCCCGCUUUAUGUCUGAGAUCUGGAGUUGCCCUAGUGAUGUUUCUUUCGAUUCUUUGGACCCCAUUCUCUACAGUAACCCUACUAUUCAGUCGAACACCACAGACUACAUUCGCUUCGUGCUCAACAAUGCCCCUCUUCCGCUGGAUGGGCUUGCUGGUUGCGAGAACUCGAAAAAUGGAUUUUGUCCCGUCGAAAAGUUCCUGCGUGACGUGCCUGCUCUGAAGAAGAAGGCUCAGUACCAGAAAGCAUGCUUCGGCAAAUACCCUACCGGAAGCCAGGUUGGAGAUGGUGCUCCCGAGUCUUAG